UGAGUCGUGAACGACUUUUGGCACUUCUGCUCUCAUUCUUUCCACCUCCACACCUAGUGUCUGUAAUGUCAGACAAUCAGCUUCACCUCCGCCCGCUUCAUACCCUGGACAAGGAUGUUGGUGUCCCCGACGCCGACUGGCUGGCAUCGACUGCUGGGACGAGCAAGGACGCCAACAAGUACGAUAUCGACCCUUUCGAAGCUCAACGAGAGGCAAAGGGCAAGGACUAUGUAGAGUUCCGCACUAUGGGCUGGACACAAGCGGGACUGUUAUCUUGUGCAGAGAACGUUGCUAUCGGAAUGCUUUCCUUCCCAUCGGUGUUUCUCCGUCUCGGUAUGGUCGGCGGUGUGAUCGCCACAGUCGGUAUGGGUGUAUUGUCAUACAUCACCUGCUGGAUGAUCGUCGACUUUAAGAUCCGGCAUCCUGGAGUCAUGCACUACGGGGAUGCGGGAGGCGUCAUGUUUGGGCACUGGGGGCAAAAGCUGAUAGGGAUCGGGUUGGUCAUCAACAGUAUGGGUCUUGCGGGCUCUCAUGUUUUGUUGGGUAAACAAGGCUUGGCCCAACUGAGCUCCAACGCUAUCUGCAGUGUUUGGUUCUCUCUGAUUACUGCGGUCGCUAGUGUGUUGAUGUCGAUAUCAAGAGAAUUCAGCAAGCUCUACUUGAUGUCUACUCUUUCCCUGAUUUCGAUCGCCAUCGCUUCUCUCAUCGCCAUCAUCGGUGUCGGCGCUCAAGAUGACAGUGUCCUCGUCACUGCCAGUGGUGGACCCAUCGCAUGGUAUGCCUUCCCUCUAGCGCCUACCCUCGUCGACAUCGUCGGCGGUGUCACCAACGUCCUCUUCUCCUUUGGCGGCAACAUGGCCGCCUUCUCCUUUUGCUCCGAGAUGAGACGCCCCGAAGACUUUAAGAAAUCCUUCAUCAUCUGCCAAGGCUUUGGGAUCUUACUCUACACCAUCACUGGAGCGCUGGUGUAUGCUUUCGGAGGGCAGUAUGUGUCGAGUCCGGCGUUGGGGAUGACGACCAAGCCGGUCAAAAUCACGGCGUGGGUGUUUGCAGAGGCUAUGAACAUGCUUUCCGGUAUCAUAUCGGUCAAUGUCGGGGCGAAAUACCUGUACAUUAUCGUCUUUAGGAAGAAGGAUCUGCUUACGAGCAACUCUUGGAAAGCGAGGAUCAGCUGGGUGGGUCUUGUCUCGCUCAUGUGGGUCAUCGGUUUUGUCAUUGCUGAGGUCAUCCCUUUCUUCAACGAACUCUUGACCAUCCUUGCCUCCAUCUUCAACGUCUGGUUUACCCUCGGCCUCUGCGGAGUCAUGUGGUUCUUUGACAACCACCCCCGCUUUGCCCUUCCUGGUCAGAUUAGACUUAUAGACACGAAGUCCAAGAAAUUCUUCUACGUCUGUUCUGUUGGCGUUUUUGUGCUGAGCCUUGCUCUGACGCCUUUGGGAAUGUACAGUGCUUCAGAAGGUAUCAAAAAAGGGUUUGCAUCUGGUUCUUAUUCGCAUCCAUUCAGCUGUUAGAGCCAGUCAUGAUAGUCCGCAGUAUUUCAAUUAUGAAGUAUUGUAUGUUCUCCUUCUGUUGCUAGUCAUGGCCGAGGUACCGCCUUUACCUGGCACACAUAGAGGGAUGCAACAUACUUUACUUGCCGGGCUUUCAUCGGCGCCAGGUACAAAGGAGGAAGCGGCUUCUGGGCGGCCCGGAGCCGCCACGUAAUAUAGUAUUGUAUCGAUCGCUCGGGCUGUACAGUAUGCUUCCUGAUUGGGAUGCGCCGGAAUCUAGUCGUCUCAUCAGGAUGAGAUCAAGCGUGACUCCUGAGCCAAGAUGCGGGAAAGAGGAAGAGAGUUGAAGCUGCGGAUCAGCGAGUUUCAGGACCAAGGGCAGAUGCGGCGCUUAGUAGUAGCUUUCGAUAAGGCUAUUUGAGCAACUGCAUCGUGAGGAUGAAGCACCUAGUAAUGUACUAAGGGGCCAUAAGAGUGACCAUGUAGGAGGAUACUCAUACAGAGAUACUAGCAGGCGUUAGGAAGUUGCAGGAAAGCAAUGAUAAGACGGAGUUGAACGAGACCGCCACGCGCGAUUUGAUCCCGUAUUUAAUCACACCGAUAGGGUCGGUGGCGGGCCGAGAAGCCGGAGCGAUGGAUCAGAGGAGAGGGCGAUGGAAUACCAAUCGAGGACUCUUUUUCG
This is a messenger RNA of Cryptococcus amylolentus CBS 6039, 2172 nucleotides long. RefSeq lists its product as hypothetical. The record is from RefSeq and is a predicted model, not a curated record. Gene Ontology annotation, molecular function: amino acid transmembrane transporter activity. Gene Ontology annotation, cellular component: vacuolar membrane. The transcript is spliced from 9 exons. Gene Ontology annotation, biological process: amino acid transmembrane transport. Lineage: Eukaryota; Fungi; Basidiomycota; Tremellomycetes; Tremellales; Cryptococcaceae. Bases 66 to 1511 code for a protein of 481 amino acids.